UGCACUGGUGUGGUGUGAAGUUUCUGCCUUCGCUCCAAAUCCUUACGGAGGUUUCCUUUCGAUCCCCGUUCUGCGGUGUGGCCAGCCGUGUGCCAAAAAAAAGGGAACCAAUGUGCUUUAGAUGGAGCUUAGUAUUUUACCAUACAAGGGGUACGAAAAACGAAUGAAAAACGGAUUCCUUUGUUGUGUGACGAACGUUUUUGGAUAGGGUUUAUGUUUAACGAGGGCGAGGGUACUUGGUGCUUGGUGCAUUUAUGUUGACCAUGCACGACAAGGACGCGGGCUCUGGUGUGAAUCUGCAAAUGAAGUUAUUAGGCGUACUUGCUAUAUCUUUUCUACCAGCCCGAGCAAACAAACCGUGUGGUCGUUAACGAGAAAUACCAAAUACAGUGGCUACAGCAGUGUUUACAAACGCACCAAAAGAAUACACCAAACAGUGAAAGUAGUAAUCUUAAAGCAAAAAUUAAAAAACCAACGAAAGCGCUUCUGAUUGCAUAGCGUCAGGCGUCAACAUGCUUCAAAGUCGCAACCAUCAACGGCCCAUCAUCAACAAUCUCAUCGGCAAAGGAGUCAAUUCAACCAGUGCAUAAAAGCCUAAAAGGAUAUACCGUAAACGGGCGUUUGACAUGCAGGAAUGAUUGAAGGCCCAGCAAAGAAUCCAGCAGGAACUGCUGCCGGGUGUGCGAAUAGUGAAGCGAAGCGAUUACAACGUUCCUACCAGUAAAACAAUAGUGCAAUGAGUCGUGCUAGAGAGUAGUAGCUGUUCGUUAAGAACGUUCAGUCCAUACGCGCAAACGUUAAGCGUUGACGGGGGCAAUAGAUCACACAAUUUAGUGUCAACGAAAGGUUAGGGUUCGGGUUUUGAAGGAUCUGUAAUCUGAUCGGCACCCGGUACUAACCUUAACCAGUGUGCUUAAGCAAGGCGUGUUCAUCAUGAGGGCGAUCAUGCCUACGUCGGGAGAAACGCUUCGGGCAUGGCUGCUGUCAGCGCUGGUCGUGCACGGUGCAGUCGCCGGUAAUCCGGACGCCAAGCGGCUGUACGACGAUCUGCUGAGCAACUAUAACAAGCUGGUCCGUCCGGUCGUAAACACGUCCGAUGUGUUGCGUGUAUGCAUCAAGCUAAAGCUGUCCCAGCUAAUCGAUGUGAAUUUAAAAAAUCAAAUUAUGACCACUAACCUCUGGGUGGAACAGUCAUGGUACGACUACAAACUGCGCUGGGAACCGAAAGAGUAUGGCGGUGUCCAGAUGCUGCACGUACCCUCCGAUCACAUAUGGCGGCCAGACAUAGUGUUAUAUAAUAAUGCUGAUGGUCAUUAUGAGGUAACACUUAUGACCAAAGCAACCGUAUAUAAUAAUGGUAUGGUCAUUUGGCAACCACCAGCAGUUUACAAAUCGUCGUGUUCGAUCGAUGUUGAAUAUUUCCCAUACGAUGUACAGACAUGUGUUUUAAAAUUGGGAAGCUGGACCUAUGACGGUUUUAAGGUUGACCUGCGGCAUAUGGACGAGAAGUCGGGCAGUAACAUCGUAGACGUCGGUGUGGAUUUGUCCGAGUUUUAUAUGUCCGUCGAGUGGGAUAUCUUGGAAGUGCCAGCUGUAAGGAACGAAAAGUUCUACACCUGUUGCGAUGAGCCGUACUUGGACAUCACUUUCAACAUAACGAUGCGCCGAAAGACGCUCUUUUACACCGUCAACAUCAUCAUUCCGUGCAUGGGCAUAUCGUUUUUAACCGUGCUGACGUUCUAUCUGCCUUCGGACAGUGGCGAAAAGGUAACGCUUUCGAUAUCGAUUUUGAUUAGCCUUCACGUGUUCUUCUUGCUGGUAGUCGAAAUCAUACCGCCAACGUCGCUAGUUGUGCCUUUGUUAGGAAAGUAUCUCAUCUUUGCCAUGAUACUUGUGUCCAUUAGUAUAUGCGUCACGGUAGUGGUGUUGAACGUCCAUUUCCGUUCACCUCAAACACAUCGAAUGGCACCGUGGGUGAAAACAUUUUUUAUUGACUUUUUACCACGAUUCCUCUUCAUGAAACGGCCACCGUAUGUCGAAAAUCACAGAAAACUGCUAUCCAAAGACCUACACGCUUGCUUUUAUCCUUAUUACUCGACUACUACAUUAAAUCGUAUAGCUCGUUUUACUAAUAGGGCUCCAUCUAAAGAAGAUCUUUCUCCGUCAAGUUUGUCAGGUACGGGGCCUUUCGGUGGAAGCUGCCAAAUACAUGGACCGAUCCAGCUGCCCCACUCGGAGUCGGAGGAACUGUCGAUGUCUACGGCUGCCGAUACGGCCGUCCCGUCCGGCAUCAAGAGCCCAGCGUUCAAACAGCCAGCCUUUUCGCACGCCGUCUGUUCGACCGAGGUACAUCGGAGUUGCUUCUGCGUGCGGUUCAUCGCCGAGCACACCAAGAUGCUGGAAGAUUCGACAAAGGUAAAGGAAGACUGGAAGUACGUCGCAAUGGUACUCGAUCGAUUGUUUUUGUGGAUCUUCACGCUGGCAGUGUUGGCUGGCACGGCCGGUAUUAUACUACAGGCCCCAACACUGUAUGACGACCGGAUACCGAUCGACAAAACGUUUGACGAGCUGGCCACCUCGACCGUCGUACGCUGUCCCCCGCAAUAACGCUCGCCGGCAUUGUCGCAGCUACCGGUUGGCUUUAGUUUCGGGUUCGGGUUGCUACUGGUGUGCGCCGCGGCCUUGAGCAGCUGCCUUUUCAUGUACGCCCGGCUGCGGGUCGCCCGGUGCACCCAGUCGGCCAAACAGAGCGUUCUAGAUGCAGGGAAGCGUGCGGGUUAUAUGAUAGGGACGAACCAGGAACCAAGCUGUGUAGCGGUAGGGCGAUGAAGAGUGUAGCGUGUCCACCGGUGUAUCUGAUCUGUCGUUUCUCUGCUAUCGGCCUUCUUUAGUAUUACACGACAUUGCACACACGCCACCGGCAAGCCGACGCAAAGCCGAACGCGUGGUCAAAGGGAUCAGUUUUACUUGUCAUUGCGUUCAUCUUCCGCUACCAGCACUUCUUGAUCGACGCUCAUUUUACCACAGAACGCAGCAAGGGUCGUACUUUGCUGUUUUAGAUUUGUUUCGACUGUACAUAUUCCGCAUGGCGCAAUGUAACGCUGCCAAACACCGAAACGUGUAGAAGAAAGCAUAUAACAGCCGACAAAAUUUAUCAGCAAAAGGUAGAUAACUACACUCACAUUCGUAAGCAUUACAAACACACCCACAUACAUACAUACACACAUACACGACAAACAGUAAUAUAUAGAUACAGAUAAUAACUACAAGAGUUAACAUUUAAGAGUAAGGUUUAAACGAGUAGAAUUUUUAUGUCUAUAAAGAAUAAUACAAAAAAAAAUGUGAAAGAAGAAAAGAGAUAUGAGAAUAAGACAAGUGAAAUACAAUAUUUUUUUAUCGAACUAUGCACAAAAGAAAAACAAACACACAAAUUUGUCCCCUAUUCCACCAUCCCACACCAGAAAACAGGUGUGUGCGGGACAAAUUUGACAGCGAUAAAGCUUCAUUUUACACACAAGACGUAGAAGACAUAUUUAAAAAAAAAACAACAACAGCAACAACAAGAACAACAAAAUAAAACAACAACUAUGAAUGAUGAAAUAAUUUCAGCUACACGUACACAAACAAUGAAACAACAUUAGAAUAAUCGAUGAAAAAGGGCUAGAGUGCAUAGAAAUGUUAACCAAACUAUUCAACAGGGAGAACACAAGAGAAAGAGAGAAAAAGAUCAUGAAGAAGUUAAAAACGAUACAAAACAAACCAAAUGGCUUAAUGGGGUUGGGCAAUGGAUGCAAAAAAAAGCAACAAACAAUGACACUUAUAUCGGGUAAAGGAAAGAAUGUGACGGAAUGAAACAAAAGGAAACGUUAUUUAAAAAAAAGUUAAGGAAGAAAACCAAACAGGUAUCAUAGUUUUAACAAAGGGAAAACCAAGGAAACCGUUAAAAAACAAAAAUCGAUUUAAAAUCAGUGUAAAAGUUAAGCAAAUAAUGCAAAACAAAAAAAAAGAGACAAAGACAACUGCUGUUGUUAUGUGGUUAACAAAAUUCAUACCGUGGUUAGGCAAAAAUGUUUAGAUUUACCUUAUUCUAAAUUAGUUACGUCUACGUGUAGUAUCUUGUAAACGGUAUAAUCAACAACUUAGAAGAAACAAAAGCAAUUUGGAACAGAACGUUGCGUUGAGUAAGAAUUUUUUUUUAAAUAUAUACUGUAGUUUUUUUCGGUAGUUUACGUAUUUUGUAACGUUCAUUGUAAAACGAAUGUUUGUAAAUUUACUUUGUUCUUGUUUUUUUUGUAGUAGUAAACCCUAAAAACAUGAAAACUGAAUAAUCUGAUGAAAUAGUGAAUAUUAAAGUGGAAAAAAUAUACUAGAACGCUAUGUUACAAGUAAAACAUAAGAAAAAGAAGGAAAACAAGAAGGAAAAGGUAGCUUUAAAGCAUACAACGCAACACAAAGAAUCUUGCUCAAUUAAAACGCUACACUGUUGUACUGGUUACAUAGUGAUGGAAAAGAGAAAUAAGUGUCGCAGGUUCACUUCUACUGCCCCGAUGUAUAAUGGAGGGGUAUUGAACGCUUAGUUAUUAGCCUAAAGUCUCUCUCUACAAUCAAUGUCCACCUAGAGCACGUGGCACUGGAUGCCAUCGAUUUGACGUUUAGUAAGCUGUUGAAUCAGCUGUCCAGUGCACCUAGCAUACCGGGUCAUCGAAAUGAUUGCUGAGAGAUUCAUUUAGUAGAGAAUGAGCGAAGAUAAGGGUAAAAAAUACAAUGAAAUAAAAAAAAAACAACAACACAUACUGCCAGCGAUAAAUAAUAUGAACGAAAGGUAAACAAAAAUAAAACGCUAGGUCUAGAUGAAUGUAUAACGCCGUUUCGUUUACCAUGCGUACAGUGGUAGUAGGUACGUUAGAGUGGGGCAAGAUGGCUCAAAAUCAAGCUCAAAAAUAGAUACAAUUGUGAUUUGUACUUUGAUAGUUAACAGUGAUGGCAUAUAUAAUUUUAACUGUUUUGUAUGUUGAUUAAGGUAAUUUCACGAGAACAAAACUCUUCUAACGAACCUUAGCACAAAGCCAUGAUUAGUGUCGUCCACUGCUCAAUAUAUGGUUAACAAGGUGACUCUAAAUCAACUGCAGUGUAGUUUGCCACAGGUUACGUUUGUGAGCGGAUUGCUUCAUUAUUGUGCGUUCGAUUAUGCUCUACACGUCAGGUUUAGUAAACAAUCAUUAGUAAAUCCGAUCGAAGGAGAGAGGGAGAGAGAGAGGGAAAAGAGAAGAAGAUAGAGAGAGUGUUAAGGCGUGUCAGUUUUGCUGUAAAACAAGUGCAAUCUUGCUCCACUCCACGCAGACAAUGAAGAUGUUGAUUUUUAUUAUCGAUUUACUAAACAGACCUCAGUAGUAACGCAAUGUACUAAUAAUUUUACUUCAACACAUCGAGAACUGGUUAUAAGUUACGAAACAAAACAAAUACUAGAUACAAAGUCAAAUAAAAUGCAGUGUUUUUAUUCUUUUUGUUACAAUUUCCGUAAAAUAGAAUACUAUCUUUACAAAAAAAAACAAAUCAAAUAUGUAUAACAAUUUACAAGUAGAAAAGUAAUGCAAAUGGCGCUCGUAACAGUAUGGGUAAACGAACAACAAAACAAAACAAAUACUAAGACCUUAUUGCAAUUUAGUUGAGCAAACGAAACCUUAUACGUGAGACGGAUGGUAGCUAUUUGCAAAUCCGCACACUCUCCCACAUAGCCCUAUCCAUUGACCAUACCUUUCCCAUCCAUUAAAAGAUGUAUAAUAAACCGGAUAAAAUCAAACUAAACUCAAUGGAAAGAUUAAAUAAAACGAAACACUAAAAUGAAGUACACAUAUAAAACAAAACUGAAAACAAGAAAAUCAUACACGCGCACAUGGGAAAGCAAAGAUGGUUAACAGAAUUAAAUCAAGAAAAACAACAUUACCUUUAGUGCGUAAAAUGGAUGAUAAAAAGGACAAAAAAAAAACAAACAAACAAAAAACGCAAGGACGAAAAAUGCAAAACAUCCUAGUAAUAACAAGUAAAGCAAAGUAUGCCGUUUCGUGUAACAAAGAUUAAUGUGUUCCUCGCUGUUCGAUGCGGUUGAUAGUUGGUGAGAAAUCGAAGGCCUUUUAUCGGUACAUAAUUUUUUUUUAACUAUUUUUAUACCAUUUUAAAACAUGCAUAUUCCGACCAGUGUUUUAUCUGUGUGCGUUUGUGGGUCAGGUUUGAACGAUUAGUUUAUAGUAUACGCAAUUUUCAAAAUGGACGUUCUACCAUUUUUAUUAGUUUCUAUUUUACACAGCUACUACCACUUUGCUAUUUUUGUUCAUAUUUUUCUGUAUAUGUAUCUCUAUCUCUCUCUUUAAUCUGUUACCAUUCAUUUACGCCACGCUACGUUAAGGUGAAUCGAUUAAUUCUCGCGUUGCAUUCGGUCAACAUGUCUAACAGCAUAAUCAUCAUUAUUCUUAGCUAUGGUACGGACACAAAACGUGUGCUAACGUACAUCCAUAACAACAAGAUCAUACGUUGGGUGUUUAUAAGAACUAAGCAACCAAGCCCCAACAAAACAAAACUGGAUAGUCUCUAAAAUAAAGGAACAAAAACAAUAUCUCCAUAUGAUAGAUGUUGAAAAUAUAAUUUAAUGUUGAAACGAAA
Molecule: messenger RNA, 6657 nt
Organism: Anopheles funestus (African malaria mosquito)
Lineage: Eukaryota; Metazoa; Arthropoda; Insecta; Diptera; Culicidae
Gene: nAChRalpha4
Product: acetylcholine receptor subunit alpha-like
Exons: 13
Coding region: 934-2607 (557 amino acids)
Biological process (GO): monoatomic ion transmembrane transport; nervous system process; regulation of membrane potential
Cellular component (GO): postsynaptic membrane; neuron projection; synapse
Molecular function (GO): acetylcholine-gated monoatomic cation-selective channel activity; transmembrane signaling receptor activity
Source: RefSeq, a predicted model, not a curated record